Molecule: messenger RNA, 870 nt
Organism: Harmonia axyridis
Lineage: Eukaryota; Metazoa; Arthropoda; Insecta; Coleoptera; Coccinellidae
Product: protein takeout-like
Exons: 6
Coding region: 88-822 (244 amino acids)
Source: RefSeq, a predicted model, not a curated record
ACAGAUCUGAAGGAUCUGCGAAUUUGGGAUAUAAAGAGCAGGUAAAUCUUAAUGAAGCAGUUCACCGGACAACAACAUUGAGGAAAAAUGACACCUCUAUCUAUUCUUUUGUUUGUUGGUGUGUUUAUAGUGUCUGUACAUGGAGGUCUACUACCUACUUACAUCACAGCAUGCAAGGUGCAUUCUCCAGGCUUCAAGGAAUGUGCCAUAAAAAAUGGAAAUGCUGCAAUUCCAUCCCUAUCUAACGGUGACAAAAGGUUAGGCAUACCAACUUUCAAUCCUCUACUGGUACCGUUUAUAGAAUUUUCUUCUGGUAGUUUCAAAUUGAAUGGAACUGAUGUAGUGGUAUCUGGACUACCUAAAAUCACAAUUAAUGACAUGAAGGUGGAUACAGGGAAGAAAAAAUUCCAUCUCAAUGUGACUUGUCCUGAAAUAGUUUUGGAUCUCAACUAUAAUAUUGGCGGAAAAAUUGCAUCACUUCCAUUAGAAGGCCAUGGAAAAGGAAAAGUGGUGUUCUAUGAACCUAUCAUCAUCUAUGACUUCGAUUAUGCAGAAUAUGACAAAAAUGGAAACAAACAUUUGGAUUUGAAGAAAGAUCAUUUAGAUGUCUUCCCCACUAAGCUUUCACUUCAGCUUAAUAAUUUAUUCAACGGAAACAAAGCACUAGGGGAAUCCACGAAUAAACUCCUCAAUGAAAACUGGCCAGAAGUACUGGAUGAGUUUAGGCCUGCAAUAAACGAAAUUGUUGGAGCCAUCAUCAGGAGUGUACUCGUACCUUUAAGCAAAAAAGUUCCUCUCAACGAAAUUUUUACCGAUUACUAGUGUAUUAUUAGUCGAAUAGUAAUAAAUGUAAAUUGAAUUAUUCCAGCA